AUGGAGUUUUCGCCGGCGCUGGAAGUUUCGGCCGUAAACUACUUGUGCUACGGGUUGACGGUGGUGAUUAAUAAUCUGUGGCCGUGCGUGGCCGUCAUAGUGGCCGCGUUGAGCUUCUGGAGAAUCAGAUUCAGAGCCGCCGAUUCCUCCGCCACCGCCGCCGGCUCCAGCCUGUCGAUCAAGCCCGAUCCGCCCACUUGUGCUCCAGCUGAUUCCGAUCGAAACGCCAGUGAUGCGUCGGCUUCGACCUCGCCGCUCAAUUCGACGUCAGAGGACCGCCCCGUUUCAGCUCCGGCAGUGCUUUUAGCCAGCUCGGCCGCCGCGGCUCCGGCUACGUCGUUGGAAUGCGAUGCAGAAGAUGAUUGCGGAGUGGUGACGAAAGGGAAUAAGUUCAGGCUGUAUUACGAAGAUGGCAAAGAGAGUACCGUGGUGGGUGGAAGUGGUGGUAGCACUGCUUGGAACGACGACGUUUUGAGGGGUGGAGGUGGCGGCGUCAGUGUCAGCUGGUGGGAGAGAUCAGUGGGGAGGGGGAGGCGGAGAAGUGGGGAGAUGGGAUGGUGCAGGUGUCAGGAUUUGACGGUGAUUAACGGGAGCGUGGUGAGAUUAUGGGAUGAUGGACGUGGGUUCAUGGCAAUUGGUAGUUGA
Malania oleifera is the source of this 645-nucleotide messenger RNA. RefSeq lists its product as uncharacterized. The transcript has a single exon. NCBI's taxonomy places the organism in Eukaryota, Viridiplantae, Streptophyta, Magnoliopsida, Santalales, Ximeniaceae. Bases 1 to 645 code for a protein of 214 amino acids. The record is from RefSeq and is a predicted model, not a curated record.